This is a messenger RNA of Paramecium tetraurelia, 1687 nucleotides long. RefSeq lists its product as uncharacterized. The transcript is spliced from 4 exons. Lineage: Eukaryota; Ciliophora; Oligohymenophorea; Peniculida; Parameciidae. Gene Ontology annotation, cellular component: nucleus; cytoplasm. Gene Ontology annotation, molecular function: calmodulin binding; calcium/calmodulin-dependent protein kinase activity; calcium ion binding. The record is from RefSeq and is a predicted model, not a curated record. Gene Ontology annotation, biological process: intracellular signal transduction; peptidyl-serine phosphorylation; protein autophosphorylation.
AUGGGUUGUUGCUCUUUUAAAUUGUAUACUGAUGAGAAAGCUAUAAUGGAUCCAGAAAAUGAAAUAAAUGAAGUUGCGGAGGGACUGGAAAUCAAUUAAUAGCCUAAUAAUCAUUCUAAAAUAAUAAUUCAUGACAAAGAGACCAGCUUUAUAAAAUCAAACUCAUUAUCAAAAGAAUAGGGUUAUUCAAAAGAUCUUGAAUAGUAGUAAGUUUAAACUAAACAUAAGGAAGGAGAUACAGUAGAAUUUGUAAAAAAAACUAUUAGUGGAACUAUGAAAUUAACUCCUGAAAUGUUGGUGAGAAAGCAAUGCAUAACAGAAAAGUUUUUAGCUCAUUACGAAAUAGGGGAAUUUGGAGAAGUAUAUUUGGUUAAACAUUUAUCAACGGAGAAUUUGAGAGCUGCGAAGGUGGUGGUGAGGAAAACCAUAAAUUGUGAGGAGAAAUUAUUGGAAGAGACCGAAAUCCUAAAGGCCUUGGAUCACCCAAAUAUAGUAAAGGUGUUGGAAAUAUUUGCAGAUUUUAAAUAUUAUUAUAUAGUAACUGAAUAUUGUUAGGGAGGGGAAUUGUUGGAGAGAAUAAAAACCAUAACAAAUUACAACGAGAAUCUGGCUGCGAAAUACAUGAAGUAAGUGUUUUCAGCCAUUUAGUAUUGUCAUCAGAAAAACAUUGUGCAUCGAGAUUUAAAACCUGAAAACAUCCUGUUUGAUUCAAGAGAUCCUGAUGCCAAUUUAAAGGUGAUUGAUUUUGGAGCUAGUGAAAAGAUGAUCGACUCGUCAUUCUUGACUAAAAAGAUUGGAACUCCUUAUUAUGUUGCUCCAGAAGUGUUGUCAGAUUCAGGAUAUGAUGAGAAAGUGGAUGUGUGGUCAUGUGGAGUCAUCCUGUACAUUUUACUAAUAGGGAGACCUCCAUUUAAGGGAGCAAGUGAUAUUGAGACUUUGAGAUUGGCAAGAUAGGGAAAAUUGAAUACAAAUAAUGAGAGAUGGUUGAGAACAAAUGAGUAGGCAAAGGAUUUGAUGAUGAAAAUGAUUAUAGUGGAUCCCAAGAAAAGGAUUAGUAUGUAGGAGGCUUUUAAUCAUCCUUGGAUUUAGAAUAUCUAAUAGAAUGAGAUUGAGGAUAUUAAUUUAAUUAAGAAUUUAAGUCAAUUUACUGCUUAGAAUAAGUUGAAAGCUGCAAUCUUUCAGUUUAUUUCUGUUCAAUUGGUAAAUAAGGAGGAGAGUUCAAAGUUGUUUUAAACAUUUAAGACAUUAGAUUAGAAUGGGGAUGGAGUAUUGACAAAGGAGGAAUUGCUGAAAGGAAUGUUGAGUGCAGAUGUGGAUCAUUUAAAAGCUGAGAUUAUGGCUGAUGGUUUAAUGUAAGAAUUGGAUGUGAAUGAGUCGGGGAAAGUGGAUUUUACUGAAUUCAUUUCUGCUGCUUUAGUUUAAUAAUAGAAAAUUACGAUUAAUAAUAUCAAAGUAGCAUUUAAGAUGUUUGAUAUUGAUGGAAAUGGAGUGAUAAGCAAAUCUGAAUUGGAAAGUAUUUUUGGUGGAAUCGAAAUUGAUAAUUAUGCUUGGGAGGACAUAUUGUAAAAAUGUGAUCUCAACAAGGACGGAGUCAUAGAAGAAGACGAAUUUAUUAAACUGUUGGAGAACAUUUAAUUAUGAAUUCAUUAUUCUUAUAUUAUUUUCUAAUUGAUUAUAAAUAACACAA